Messenger RNA from Pseudogymnoascus destructans, 873 nucleotides. RefSeq lists its product as uncharacterized. The record is from RefSeq and is a predicted model, not a curated record. NCBI's taxonomy places the organism in Eukaryota, Fungi, Ascomycota, Leotiomycetes, Thelebolales, Thelebolaceae. Gene Ontology annotation, molecular function: protein binding. Bases 1 to 873 code for a protein of 290 amino acids. The transcript has 4 exons.
AUGGCGACAUCCAACUCCCCAGACCUACCCGAGGAAGAGCUUGACGAAGAUUUGCUCGACGACAUCCUAAGCCGCGCCCAGGAGUGCGAGAAAUCAAGACGAAUACCGUUGGACUACAAGAUGAACCUCGCCUACAACUAUCGAGCCCAAGCAAAAUUCCCACAGGCCGAAUCCGUCGCUCGCGAUGUUGUCGAGCGGCGCCGUAGGGUACUCGGUGAUCAUGCAGACACAGCUAGCGCCAUGAACAGCCUGUCGAUUAGCAUCAAGGCCCAGGAGCGAGUGGAAGAAGGACUCUAUCUAGAUGAGAAGACUCUGAAAAUGCUGCAACGUGUUCAGGGAGACGAGGAAGAUGCUACGCACGAUGAGGCGGCUGAGCUUCACCAGAAAGUCGUCGACUUCCGCGUACAGAAAUUAGGAAAGAAUAACCGCGAGAGCAUUAUCGCUAUGGAUAUGCUCGCAAGGGACUUUACCGCACUUGGAGAGUGGGACAAGGCGCAACAGCUACAAUCAAACUUUGGCGACGGCGAUAGCACCACCAUCACCUGCAUCUUGAACCUAUUAAAAACAUACCGCCAUCUGGGUGAACCAGAUAAGGCACUGAAGAUGAUAGAAGAUUUAUUGGCGUCCUUUCGACAGCUGGGUCGUGAUCACACCGAGCCUAGUUCGUCACUCAUGAAGCAGCUUGCAUUCGCGUAUUCCGACCAAGACCGAUUCGAGGAGGCGGAGCCGCUGUUUGGGGAGUUUUAUGAGUGGAUUAAGGGGGUUUUGGGGCCUGAUCAUGAGGUGAUGGAGGAGGCGAGGUUGGAUCUGAGGGAUAACUUGGUGGCUCAGGGAAAGCUUGUGUGGACAAGCUCUUACCGGGCUAUAGAAUGA